AGCUAGUACCGCCAUGGCAAGAGAUGAAGAAAACCCUCUUCAUAUAGUGAUGUUCCCAUGGCUGGCUUUUGGACACAUGAUUCCAAACCUUGAGCUAGCCAAACUCAUUGCUCAAAAGGGUCAUCAAAUCAGCUUCGUAUCCACCCCAAGAAACAUAGAUCGCCUUCCCAAACUGCCACCAAACUUUUCUACUCUCAUCAAUUACGUGAACCUUCCAUUACCCAAAGCGGAUAACCUCCCAGAAAACGCAGAGGCCACCACCGAUGUCCCCUACGACGCCGUAAAAUACCUUAAAAAAGCCUAUGACUCCCUCCAAGAACCCUUGACCCAUUUUCUCGCAUCUUCCAAUGCUGAUUGGAUCUUCUACGACUUUGUUCCCUUCUGGGUGGGUUGUGUGGCUUCCAAACUCGGUAUUAAGAGCGCCUUUUACAGCAUUUGUACUGCUCCGUUUAUUGGCUUCUUGGGACCCGCUUCGGCUCUCAUGGGUAAUGACCCGAUCCGGACAAAACCCGAAAACUUCACCGUUCCUCCACCGUGGGUCCCUUUUCCAACCACCGUUGCAUUCCGUUACUUUGAAAUCAUGAGGAUCUCAGACAGUCUCUCCGACAACGACUCGAGCGUUUCGGACGCGUACAGGAUCGGUGCGAGUAUCCAAAACUGCGAUCUCGUAGCAGUUCGAGGCUGCACCGACUUCGAACCGGAGUGGUUUCAAGUGCUGGAGAAUAUCUACCGGAAACCGGUUCUCCCGGUUGGACAACUCCCCACUACAAGUUUUGACACAGGCGAGGAAGAUGACACGUGGCAGUGGAUGAAGGAUUGGUUAGACAAGCAAGCACGUGGCUCGGUGGUGUACGUGGCGUUUGGAAGCGAGGCAAAACCGAGUCAAGAGGAAGUCACAGAGAUAGCUCUAGGGUUGGAGAAAUCGAAGCUUCCGUUUUUGUGGGUGCUGAGGGUUCAGCGUGGGCCCUCCGACACGGUGGUGCUGCGGUUGCCGAAAGGGUUCGAGGAGCGAACCAUAAGGCGCGGUGUAGUGUACACCACUUGGGCACCGCAGCUGAAGAUAUUGAGCCAUGAGGGUGUUGGUGGGUUCUUGACUCACUCUGGUUGGACCUCUGUUGUUGAGGCCGUUAAGAACGAUAAGCCGUUGAUUCUGUUGACGUUUUUGUCGGACCAAGGAAUAAAUGCUAGGGUGUUGGAGGAGAAGAAGAUGGGGUACUCAGUGCCAAGGGACGAACGAGAUGGAUCUUUCACGAGUGACUCGGUCGCUGACUCAGUGAGGUUGGUUAUGGUUGAAGAAGAAGGAAGGAUUUACAGGGAAAAGAUCAAAGAGAUGAAGGACUUGUUUGUCAAUCCAGAAAGACAAGAUAGGUACAUCGAGAACCUGCUACGCUGCCUUAGAAGCCUAUUGAAAUAAUUAAUUCUGACGCUGUGUUUGUAAUAUUACAUUUUUCUCCUUUACUGAUCUGUGUUGUUAAUCAUAAAUCUUUUCACGAGGCAUUUUAAUAACUGUUAGGUAUGGACAUCAAUUGUAGGUUCUGAUUUA
Messenger RNA from Gastrolobium bilobum, 1543 nucleotides. RefSeq names its product UDP-glycosyltransferase 91A1-like. Gene Ontology annotation, molecular function: UDP-glycosyltransferase activity. NCBI's taxonomy places the organism in Eukaryota, Viridiplantae, Streptophyta, Magnoliopsida, Fabales, Fabaceae. Bases 14 to 1414 code for a protein of 466 amino acids. The transcript has a single exon. The record is from RefSeq and is a predicted model, not a curated record.